AUGGCGUUCUUUGAUAAGAAUCGAACGGGUGAACUUAUUUCUCGCUUAUCGGUCGAUACUGCCAUUGUUGGCAAAAGUAUUACUGGCAAUGUCAGUGAUGGGUUAAGAGCGUUAGCUACUGCAAUCGUAGGCAGCUCCAUGAUGCUGUGGGUCAGUCCAAAACUGACAGCAGUGAUGAUGAUUGUGGUCCCUCCUGUGAGCAUUUUCGGUGUUAUAUAUGGUCGCUAUGUCAAGACGCUGUCGCGAAAAACGCAAACAGCACUGAGUGAGAUUACCAAACUCGGCGAAGAGCGGAUAAGCAGCAUCCGUACGGUGCAAGCUUUCGCAAAGGAGAAUGUAGAGGGCAAACGCUACCAUCAAAAGGUAUUGGGCGUUUAUGAUCUGGCCCGAAAGGAGGCUAUUGCAAGUGCGGUAUUCUUUGGUGGUGCAGGUCUUUCUGGCAACUUGGCAAUUCUGGCAGUAUUAUGGUAUGGUGGCCACAUGGUGAUGAAUGAUGCUAUUACCAUUGGUCAACUGGCAUCUUUCAUGUUAUACACUGCCUACGUUGGCACUUCUUUGGGAGGUUUAACGUCGUUUUACUCGGAAAUUAUGAAGGGCGCUGGUGCAGCUGAGCGCCUAUUCGAAUUACAGAAUAAGCAGAGCGGCAAGAUUCUGGAUACGUUACAGGGCAAGAUCCGCUUUGAAAACGUGUUCUUCACAUACCCCACUCGACCACACUCUCCUAUCUUUAAAGAUCUUUCGCUAACCAUCCAACCGGGAACUGUAAUUGCUAUUGUUGGUUCAUCUGGCUCUGGAAAAUCAACUAUUGGAUCGUUGUUAUUACGCUACUAUGAUGCGGACAAGGGAUCUAUCUACAUUGACGAUGAAAACCUCAAAGACAUCAACUUGCACUGGUGGCGCGAAAACGUUGGUGUGGUAUCGCAAGAACCUGUCCUUUUCGCUGGCACCAUCCGUGACAAUAUCGCUUACGCCAAAGAAAGUGCGACCAUUGACGAAAUCAAAGAAGCUGCCACCAAAGCCAACUGUGCCUCGUUCAUUGAAUCCUUCCAUGACAAAUAUGACACUGUUGUGGGUGAACGCGGUGUCAGCCUGAGCGGUGGUCAGAAGCAGCGUAUCGCUAUUGCUCGUGCAUUGCUCAAGAAUCCGUCAAUUCUUGUUCUGGAUGAAGCCACAAGUGCUCUGGAUAGUGAAUCAGAAGUCUUAGUGCAAGAUGCCUUGAACCAUCUAAUGCAAGGAAGAACAGUUGUUACAAUCGCUCAUCGUCUUUCCACGAUUCGCUCGGCCGACCUUGUCAUGUGUCUUGAAAACGGUGGUGUUGCAGAAAUGGGCACCUAUUACGACUUGCUGAAUAAGAAGGAUGGUGUUUUCCGAAAGCUGGUUGAGCUUCAAUCGCUUGGAGGAGACCCCUCGCAACAAAAGCGCCAUCACCGUGACGAGCAGCAGCAUGACAAUAAUGAUAACGACUAUAACGCUGAACGAAACGAUCACAACCGAUACUGA
Molecule: messenger RNA, 1500 nt
Organism: Zychaea mexicana
Lineage: Eukaryota; Fungi; Mucoromycota; Mucoromycetes; Mucorales; Lichtheimiaceae
Product: P-loop containing nucleoside triphosphate hydrolase protein
Exons: 7
Coding region: 1-1500 (499 amino acids)
Biological process (GO): transmembrane transport
Cellular component (GO): membrane
Molecular function (GO): ATP hydrolysis activity; ABC-type oligopeptide transporter activity; ATP binding
Source: RefSeq, a predicted model, not a curated record